Messenger RNA from Pseudogymnoascus destructans, 1435 nucleotides. RefSeq names its product pyridoxine biosynthesis protein (gene PDX1). The coding region runs from base 44 to 1342 and encodes 432 amino acids. The record is from RefSeq and is a predicted model, not a curated record. Gene Ontology annotation, cellular component: pyruvate dehydrogenase complex. The transcript has 2 exons. Gene Ontology annotation, biological process: pyruvate decarboxylation to acetyl-CoA. NCBI's taxonomy places the organism in Eukaryota, Fungi, Ascomycota, Leotiomycetes, Thelebolales, Thelebolaceae. Gene Ontology annotation, molecular function: dihydrolipoyllysine-residue acetyltransferase activity.
CGUCCACGUCGAAGCUCACUUGAGCCUCGCCAACUCAGCAAGCAUGGCGUCAAUUGCAGCGGCUUGCAGGCUGUCCUCACGGGCUGUUACAAGGCAGUUGAGAAGAGAUGUUCAAUCACGAGGCUACAGAAGCUCUCGUGCAAACCUUGCCGCACAAAAUUUCACAAUGCCGGCACUGUCGCCAACGAUGACUGAGGGGAACAUUGCGACCUGGAAAGUGAAGGAGGGCGAUUCAUUCGUCGCUGGCGAUGUUCUGUUGGAAAUCGAAACAGAUAAGGCCAGCAUGGAUGUUGAGGCUCAAGAUGAUGGCAUAGUGGCUAAAAUCAUCAAAGGUGAUGGUACAAAGGGCAUUGCAGUUGGUGCAAGGAUUGGUGUUCUUGCUGAAUCGGGUGACGACAUAAGCUCGCUGGAAAUCCCAGCAGAAGAGAGCGUCCAAGGUGAAGCACCCAAGAAGCAGGAAUCGCCAAAGGAGCAACAACCAGCGAAGGAGGCAGAGGUAAAGGAGGAAUCCGCAGAGCCGGCUGCUGAGACGUCUGCGCCAUUCCACAAAAGCACUAGAGAAUAUCCGCUUUUGCCAUCCGUUGCUCACCUCGUUCAUGAGCACGGUAUUGCCGCAUCGGACGUCGACAAGAUCAAGCGUACUGGGCCCAAGAACAAACUCCUCAAGGGCGACAUCCUCGCGCAUCUUGGCCAGAUCUCAACGGCAUACCCGAAGGAACUUGCUGGCAAGGUUGAGAAACUCUCCCAUCUCGACCUCAGCAACAUCAAGAUUGCGCCACCGAAGGAGGCACCAAAGAAGGCCGCACCUGCACCAGUAGCCGAGCCAGUGGAGCAAGAUGUCCAAGUUGCUCUCCCCAUAUCUAUGGCUGCAGCACUCGAGGUCCAGGCCCGCAUCCAGAGAGAACUCGGCACCCACCUUCCCCUCUCGACCUUCAUCGCUCGCGCCGCCGACUUCGCCAACGAUGACCUCCCACGUUCCAAGAAUGCAAAGCCAUCGCAAGAUGAACUCUUCGACGACAUUCUUGGCCUCAAUGCCAUCCGCAGCUCUUACGGCGUCCGCGGCAACUUCCUGCCACAAAUUACUGCCCUGCCACACACUGCCAUGGCCACAGUGCCUCGCGUCAGAACCGUCAAGCAAGACGUCGAUGUCUUGGACUUCCUCACUGGCAAGGUCAGGAGCACGGCGCCUACGCGUAUCCCUGCCACGCCAUUGCCAGGACCAGCAGCUACAACGAACAUUUUCAGUGUCAGCGUGCCGGAGGGAGAUGAGAGGCAGGGACUGGUGUUCCUGGAGAGGGUGAAGGAGAUCUUGGAGGAGGAGCCGGGAAGCCUUGUGCUUUGAGGGGUGUGAGAAUGGGAUUUACACCAAAAUGUAUUGAUACGAAAUUCUAGAAGAAUAUAAUAGAAUUGAUUCGGAGUUAUCGAACCCCGUUUA